Mobula hypostoma (lesser devil ray) is the source of this 3523-nucleotide messenger RNA. It is a transcript of the gene suds3, whose product is annotated as SDS3 homolog, SIN3A corepressor complex component. Gene Ontology annotation, biological process: negative regulation of transcription by RNA polymerase II. Gene Ontology annotation, molecular function: histone deacetylase binding. The coding region runs from base 373 to 975 and encodes 200 amino acids. NCBI's taxonomy places the organism in Eukaryota, Metazoa, Chordata, Chondrichthyes, Myliobatiformes, Myliobatidae. Gene Ontology annotation, cellular component: Sin3-type complex. The record is from RefSeq and is a predicted model, not a curated record. The transcript is spliced from 7 exons.
UUGACAUUUUUCUUCCAUAGAAACAUUUGAAGGGAAAUAAUUGCAGCAUACACAAUGACAAUAUUGCACAUUGGUUACAAGUGUCAUUGAGUGGAGCCCGGAUCGCGCGCUCCCUCCAGCAGGGAGGUCCCACCGGUUAGCUGCCUCUGUCUCUGCCUGAUGGCGAUUUUCAAAGUCUGUCUGGAUGGUAGGGUUCACUCUGGUCACCGGAGUUGACUGGCUGUCGGGUUGCUGUCGCGGUAGCCGGGCGAUCGCUGGCGGCCGUGCUCGCUGCCCGUGCCAGCGGUGCGAGGCCCCGGCAGGCAGGCGGCGGAGCGCCGGUCGGUGUGCUUGCCCGAGGAGGGAGAGGGGGCGGGCAGCUCGGCGGGGAAGAUGUCCGCGGCUCUCCUCUCGCCCAUUGUCGACUAUUACAACGACGAGGAGGAGCUAGACAGCGUCGACGAUGAGGACGAACGCAGUAUCCGCGGCCGUGACUCCGAUGAAGAUACAGAGGAUGCAAGUGAGACAGAUAUUGCCAAUAAGCAGGAUGAUGAAGACUACCUGGAAGUAAAAGAACAGAUGUACCAGGAGAAAUUGACAUCUCUCAAAAGACAGCUACAGCAGUUACAGGAAGGCACUUUGCAGGAGUAUCAGAAAAGGAUGAAGAAGCUAGAUCAACAAUACAAGGAAAGAAUACGAAAUGCAGCAUCUCCGUCUUCUCCUGAGCAUCUUCCGAGCACUCCUGCUGAAUCACCAGCACAAAGAUAUGAAGCACGAAUAGAAGAUGGAAAGUUGUAUUACGAUAAGAGAUGGUAUCAUAAAAGUCAGGCAAUCUAUCUGGAAUCUAAGGAAAAUACGAAGAUUGGCUGUGUAAUUAGCUCAGUUGGAACAAAUGAGAUAUGGGUAAGGAAGACAAGUGAUAGCACAAAGAUGCGUAUAUAUCUAGGACAGCUGCACAGAGGAGUCUUCAUUAUACGGAGGCGAUCUGCUGCCUAGAACUGUUAACAAGUUGGAGGCGCACAUCUUCUUAACUCCCUAUGCUCAGAGGUCAACUUUUCAUGACUUUUAUAUGGAAAUCUGUAUUAAAACGAACAAGUUUAUUGACAGACUGAAGAACACACUAUUUGAAGACACUUUCCAAUGCCAUCUGAGUUUUGAUGAUUGUACAUAUUUUUAAGAAUAACAUUCACCUUUUCACGGAUUCCACUUUGCUUUCAUCAUCUUUGCAAGAUGGAGGUGACCACUCUUCAUGGCUGGAACCUGCCAAUUUGUGGAUUGUUUAAUUUAUUCCAGACGAUAGAGUGAAGACCUGUUUGCUUCAGUGCCGGACAAUCUGGAACAUUUUUUCCUGAACAACAUCACCCUUUAUUUUGAGAGGACUCUGUUUUGUACAUGCUGUUUAUUUUGUAUUAAAUGCUUUAUCAUUCUCACUCUAGGGAGCAGGCCAAACAUGCAUUUGUUUGUUUUUAUAAGUAUGUCAAAUAACCUUGUUUCUUUGAACAAUCAACUCAAGUUCAUGGUUUAUAGUACGCUGUAUCCUUAAAUAAAAUUGAAAAUGUUGGUAGCCUGUGAUUAUGAUUUAUCAUACAUUGUGAUCGCUAUUUAUGACAUUCUGACGAUUUUCCGUAAAUAGAGUUUUGCCACACAUGACAUUGGAAUAGAACUGAACCAAAUAGCUCUUUGUUAGCAGCUUGAUUGGCAGGUCAGAGCUGUGUUUUUAAAGCUGCAUCUUAAAAAUGUUCAUGGUCAGUGACUGCUGUUUCAAAGUAAUUUGGCCUGACUUGGAAAACCUUUGGAAAUAUUUGAAGAUUUUUGCUUUGAAGGCAACAGUAUUUGUGAAAUAGGAAUAAAUCAAAAAAUUAUUUCUUUUGUAAUUAUCCCUGGUAUCAGUAACUGCUUUGUAUUGAUGUUUAUAAGUGUUGGAUGAUGCCAACUUCCUCAAUUAGGUGGCAAAAUUUUGAAUUGCUUUUGAAACAGAUAUUUAUGACUUGUAGUUGAAGACCUGUUCCUCCUUCAAGAAGGCUGCCAUAAACUCUGUUUUGUUUUCUUCUUUUGAAUCAUGAGUUUCAAAGUCUACCUGGUGAUAUUGCUGCACAAUUAAAACCUGAAGCAAGUUACACUCAAACUGAGAUUGUGCACAUGAAAACAUGUUCUUCUCUACUAAUGUUUCCUUUUAGUGUAUGUGUGCGCACAGAUUUUUGCUACUCGCGCAUGAGAAUUUAAGUUCUGCACAGAAGGUUGUCACCCUCUACUUCGUUGGCUUGUUAAUUAUAUUUCACGAUUGUACACAAUCACAUUUCCUUUUCCAGUUUCUGAUGUGGAAGGUGUUGACACCAUGGAGUUUUUAUUGAUUUGUCUGCAGAUUUUAGAACUGACUUAGGUAUUUAUACUGCUUUUAUUGGCGAAAUUACUGAUUCACUGUGUCGAAAUCCAAAGAAGCAAAGGGCGUGAAGUGCAAAAGAACUGCUAGUUCAUUUAAAGCAGAAUGGCUUAAUGAAACAGUAGAACCUGCAACACCAAAAGCUCAUGAGGUCAGGAGCGUGCAGCUACAAGAAAUAUUUAUGUACAAUACAGAAACUGGUGUUACCUGUGUAAAAGUUACUGGAAAAUUUACAAGUGGGAAGAGGUGAAAUGAUAUUUGGAAGCUUGACUUUUUAAAGUGUCAUUUACCAAGUAAAUCACAUAUGGGCGGUGUGCAAAAGCUCUGGUGAAAAAAUUCUUUAUUACCUGCUGGAGGCCUGCUGCGCAUGUUGUGAGAGUGCAGAUGAACGAGAGUGAAAACUAUCAAACCUAGAGGAGGUCAAAGUUCUUAUUGACAGUUUAUAUAGGCAUCCGUUAGUCUUGUGAGACCAUGGAUUUGCGCCUUGGAAGGUUUCCAGGGCGCAGGCCUAGUCAAGGUUGUAUGGAAGACUGGCAGUCUCCCCUCUCCACGCCACUGAUGUUGUCCAAAGGAAGGGCACUAGGGCCGAUACAGCUUGGCACUGGUGUUGCCGCAGAGCAAUGUGUGGUUAAGUGCCUUGCUCAAGGACACAACACGCUGCCUCAGCUGAGACUUGAACUAGCGACCUUCAGCUCACUAGACUGACGCCUUAACCACUUGGCCACGCGCCAACACAGUUGACAGUUAUUUAUUUUAAACAAUGAACAACAAACUGAACUUGGUAGUUUAAUAUCCUUAGAAUAGCUUCAGGUUUACUUCUGCUUAAAAAUUCAGUGUGUACGUGGUGUUCGCCACUGGGCAAAAAAUUGCACAGCACAAGAUUUUUGCACGCACUGUUCAUUACAAAUUAGGUUUAAAUCAAGUUUAAUAUCACUGGCGUAAGUUGUGAAAUUUGUUAACUUAGCGGCAGCAGUACAAUGCAAUACAUGAUAAUAUAGAAAAACAGAAUUAAAUAAAUCAACUACAGUCAGUAUAUAUGUAUAUUAAAAAAUUAAAUUAAAAAUAGUGAAAUAUCAGAAAUAAUGAAAGUGGUGUUCAUGGAUUCAAUGUCCAUUUUGGAAUCGGAUGCCAGUACAACAGAAGCUGUUCCUAGAUCACUGAGUG